Molecule: messenger RNA, 2065 nt
Organism: Hyaloscypha bicolor E
Lineage: Eukaryota; Fungi; Ascomycota; Leotiomycetes; Helotiales; Hyaloscyphaceae
Exons: 1
Coding region: 198-1880 (560 amino acids)
Cellular component (GO): nucleus
Molecular function (GO): protein binding
Source: RefSeq, a predicted model, not a curated record
UGGGACCCAACAUUGAUAGAUGACACUUUAUAUCGCAUUAGCAGCAGCUCCGGAGCCAAUCACAGCAGGCAAGGAGCAAACGCUCCGGGUUGCGAGGAACGAAGCCGUGAGUUGAUCGGCGAAGAAAAGAGGCGAGCACUUGCAAAAAAUAAAUGUUUUGUCAAACUUCUUAAAACUUUCAGUCAUGUCACAAUACCAUGGACAGCGAUUCGGAUGACGAAACGAUACACCUGCUGGAAAAAAGACGCAUCCUAACAGAAGGACUUUUCCGACUCCCUUAUGAUUUGAUCGCAUAUCUCGAGCGCGCAGCGAUACACUCGGAACUGGGCUAUCCUGACCUAGCCGCGGGAGACAGCUACAGAGCACUUCUGCUCUGUGACGAAUGUGUCAAUGAAGGGUUCGAAUACCACGAGGAGGCCCUGCAAACCUUACGCUUGCGUGCCGCUGACGGCCUUCCCCCGCUGCUUCGAAGACCAGGGACGGCCCACGCAGAUCUCGCUGGUGGGGUAGAGGCUUUGACCAUAGACGGAGACCAAGACCAAAGAACCUGGCAAGUCGCACAGAUAGCAUCAUUACGAUGUUAUCGCAGCCUCGCCAUCAGCCUGCUGCUGUGCGGCUGUCUGAAGAGUGCUUUCGCGUUUUGCAGCAGGGGCCUGGCGGCAGGGCCGGAGGAUGAGGAGCUUUUGCAGGCUAAGGAAUACAUCGAGAAGAUGGCGAAGAGGAGACUGAAGGUCGACGAAGUGGAUAUCAAUGAGCUCCCAGACAUCGGAUUGGUUCGCAGGGAAAUAUAUCCAUGGAACGACCAUGAACCAAACCGGUUUUCACAGGAAACGCUGAACUUCCUGAAUGGCCAGCUCGCGGAGGCAGCUCCGAACUGCGAAGUGAGGGUCACCGAGUUACCUACCCUGCUCGAAUCUGCAAGUAACACGGAUGGCUACGGCAUCAUACCUACAAAUAAGCAGCUUGGGCUGUUCGCGAAGGCUGAUAUCAAGCCAGGCGAGGCGGUGCUCCACGAGUUCUCCCUUCUUGCAGCCAACAACCGCCUAAAGGAAUCUUUGUGCGACGCAUGCAGCUCGGAAUUACCCCCUCUGAACGAAAAUACUGAGGUCGUGGGGUGCCCGGAAUGCGAAGAUAUCAUGUUCUGCAAUGAAGACUGCCUGAGACGAGCGCAAGAGGCAUAUCACCCAGCGGUCUGUGAUAAGGACAUUGAUACUAUUGCAAAGGAUCCAGACCCAAAAGAAAAGCCCUUCGCUCUCUAUCUGCUUCUCCUGUCCAGAUCUCUAGCUAUGGCUGCCACUCAAGAGGUCCACCCCCUUGAGCUAGUCGAGGUGAAGUAUAUCUGGGGUGAUUUCCUCCCAAGCUCUGCAAAUGCUGUUCCUCUAUCACCUAAUGCCCCACCACCUCCUGUUUGGACGCUUCCUUUCUCGUUCCAAUACAACAUCUCUGGGCCUCUCCACGUCUUGGAAAAAAUGGACAUUGAUAUCUUCGCCUCGCUUGCUGAUUAUGAUCUCUGGAUCUUCAAUACGUUGUAUAGCAAAUUCAGGGGUACCGCAUCAGCUCGUGUGAACAAGCGGAAUGGACAUCCAGAGGUUGCUGCUGUCCAUCCACUAUGGUGUCUGGCCAACCAUGACUGCAAUCCGAAUGUGCAGUGGGAAUGGGGAGGAAGAAUGAAGCUUUGGUGCAGGGAGAAGAGGAUAGGUGGUUUACCGGGCGGGAUCCAGGCUGGCGAGGAGAUAUUGAGUCAUUACUGCGAUAUUGACUUGAAGGUUCAAGACCGGAGAGAGUGGGCCCAGGGAAGUUUGGGCGGAUGGUGCAUGUGUGAGCGAUGUAGGACUGAAGCAGCCGAGGAGAAGUCAAAAGCUUUGAAUGGAAGUAGUUGAGGAGACGUUGGUGAACGGUGAUGCUUAAGGAGACUUUACAUUCGGCUACAUAGAUUUCACGGUCAACAUAAGAAUACAUGGAAUUUCCCUCCAAUUACAACGUCUAUAAUUUGGCGGAAAAUAAUGUCUGUCGCUGCUUAGGACAACGAGUUCGGAGGAGUCUCACAGUUGCAACGGAUCUCCCG